UUUUGAUCUGAACUACUGAGCAUUACGCAUUUUCUCCCAUGACUAUAUAUAUAUAGUUUAGAACUGUAUUUAACAAUCCCUUGAUUGUUACUUGCUUGACUGUAAUGCUGAUACACAGUACCAUUGCAGAAAGAAUUAGAUAGGCAUUCAUGUUACAUAGCUGCUACAGAUUUGCAAGAAUUUGGCCCACUGCUGUGCCAGGAAAAUUCAGAUCCUGAUAAUUCAGAACUAGAAGUGACUGAAAAUUACUGUGUGUCAUCCUUGAAGGCUAUCCAUCAGCUUAUGAGAGUGCAACAGUCUGAGUUUUUAUGCAGAUUGAGUCUUAUAUUCUUGAAGGAUGCUCUUCCAUCAUCAAGAGCUAAGGAAUCUGCUUUGAAAAGGUUGAAAGUCACAAGAGAUGUGCUUGAAAAAUUGUACCUUUCAAAUAUGGAAACACUGAAUGUACUGUACAAAACUCACCACUACCACAGAAGUCUGAAAAUGGUUCAGGUCUCAGAAAGAGAAAGAAAGCCUUACGAAUCUGAACAUUCUUCAGUGAAAAGCCUUUGUGUAACAAUUCAUAGCCUUAUCUUGCAUCUUCAAGCAGCUCUUCUGAGAGUAAAAACAAUAGAAGAACAUGUGGAUGAAGUUCAUAAGGAAUCGGUCAAAAGUGCCGGACAGAAUGAAUCUCUUCUGUCAUUGGUUAAUGAUGAACUGCAUACCAUGGAUGGUUGGCUAGAUGAAGUGUCAGCAGAGAUACAAGCUAGCAGUGACUGUGUUUCUCAAUCGCAAAUGCUAAUUAAACAGAUUCUUGGAAUUAAAAUGAAUCCUAACUUGGAAACCAGCAUCCAGGAUUCCGGUCUUCAUAAUAAUAAACAAAGGACAGAAAAAGUAGAGAUAAUUGAUUCAGCACCAUCUUGUUUACACAUUGGUGAUCCCAUGAUUGAAGACCAGGUUUUUGAAGCCUACAUUGACGAGUCAGAGAAAAGUCAUAAUUUGAUUUCUGACAGCUUCUUCCUUUCAGAACAUGACAGGAAGAAACAAGAACUUGAAACCUCAACUCGUUUGUUUAAAGAACUUUGUUCUGUGCUUGUUGUAAGAAAAGAGGGAUGCAGACAAAAGGAAUUGGAUGGUCCAUUAGCAAGAGAAAAAAAUGACAGUGCUCUUCCUGACAAAUCAAAUUGUCAAGAUGUCAUUAAUGCAGAAGAUUUUGUAGUUCUACAAAGUUCUGUAGAUGAAGUGGAAAAGGAGGAUAAAAUUAUUAGUGGAAGCUGUAGCUUUGAAGAUAAAAAAAUGACUAAAAUUAAAAAUUUUCAGGAUCAAAGUUGUGAGCAUCUCUUAAAUAAUGAGCAGAAUGUAGAGAGUAAAAGUGAUGAUUUUAAUUCAGAUUCCAUCAAGAAUACUUGUAAAUCAAAGGGAUUUUCCCCAUCAUAUAAUAUACCAUCUGAGAAAGAAAAUUCAAGGACAGAUGAAAUUUUAAAAUUAAAAGUGCCGGGUGUGUCAGAUGGAAAUCUGUUUUUUACAAAAACUGUAGCAGCUUUGGCUGCUGAACGUUCUAAACUGUUUGGUUUGUCUGGUCAAACUGUUUUGGGAGAGUCUGAAGAGUGUUUUGAGGAUAGUGACAACAACAGUGAUUGUGAAAAUAUAUCGUGAACCAUAGUGUUUCAGCAUAUUCUGUUGAAAAUACUUUUGUGUAGAUUUCUAUAUUUGAACAAAAAAAUAGGAAAUAUAGUGAAAUGCUGUAUAACUCAUUUUUUUUCUAAAUUACUAACUUAACGUUUU
Messenger RNA from Limulus polyphemus (Atlantic horseshoe crab), 1761 nucleotides. RefSeq lists its product as uncharacterized. The transcript is spliced from 7 exons. Gene Ontology annotation, cellular component: plasma membrane. The coding region runs from base 283 to 1632 and encodes 449 amino acids. The record is from RefSeq and is a predicted model, not a curated record. Lineage: Eukaryota; Metazoa; Arthropoda; Merostomata; Xiphosura; Limulidae. Gene Ontology annotation, biological process: cell-cell adhesion.